Rotaria sp. Silwood2 is the source of this 1535-nucleotide messenger RNA. The record is from the annotation of a GenBank genome assembly. NCBI's taxonomy places the organism in Eukaryota, Metazoa, Rotifera, Eurotatoria, Philodinida, Philodinidae.
AUGCAGUAUUCACCAAAUGCGUUGUCAGGUACUGUUGUUGCCGGCGGCAAUGGGGCAGGAAACGGAAACACAGAGUUGGCUAACCCUACUGGUAUCUACUUUGAUUCAUCGUCAAACAGUCUUAUAAUUGCAAAUACUGGUGCCAACAAUAUUGUUCGUUGGGUACUGGGUGACACUAAUUGGACACUUAUCGCUGGGGAUAUCAAUGGAGUGAGUGGUAACACAUCAACACUGCUCCAUGAACCAUACGAUGUGACCCUCGAUAGUUGGGGCAACGUGUAUGUAGCUGAUACGUAUAAUAACCGUAUACAAUUCUUUUUGGCUGGGCAAUCGAACGGCACAGCAAUUGCUGGCGACACAAAUGUAUAUCGAUCAAACUCCACUUUACUCAGUUAUCCCUACUCAUUGGUACUCGAUGCUCAGCUCAAUUUGUAUGUAUCAGACAGCCUUAAUUUUCGAAUACAAAAGUUUGCACAUUAUUAAAUGAAAGUCUACCGAUCUAUACGGAACAGUUUGAACCUAAAAAUUCAACUAGCAUUCCGGCGAGUAUAUCCACCAAUACUUGAUGACUAUCGUAGUUCUUAACAAAACUAAAUAUUCAUUUUGUGUGUCAUAUGUUCUGUUGAACAGAUCUGCUUGGUCACUGGUUUUUUUUAAUGUUAUUGCUUCAUAAUUCAUAUUUAUGCGUAAUCAUUUAUUUUAAUCUCGCUGUUUAUAUAAAUCACACGAUGGUACUGAAAAAGUAUCAGACAUCGAUCUAGAGAAAAAUUACAUAGAUUCGAAAGAAUGGAAACGAGAGUGAUAAUGACGAGAGAGUAUAGAAUUUGUAGUAACUACAACUGAUUUCAACAUUGCUAAAGAGUUUCUUCAGGUAGCGAAUGAUUAUGUAAAUGCGUCUUUGUCUUCGUCAUGAAUACGAUAUGCAAUAUCAGUUAAAAUAUAACCAAGAAGAUUAAGUCCUCUCCAAUUUGUACUUUUUUAAUUAAAUGAGGGUGUGGGUGGGUGUGGGUGUUAUUUAGAAUAAUCGCUGUUCCACGACAACAGUUGUUUCUGUCUUGGCGGGACUUCUUCAGGUGGAGCUCUUAAUACUAUAUCUACUAGAUAAUAAUUCUUGAAAUAUAGGUAUAUAACAUUUGAAUUAUUUUUCGAUAUAACAAUUAAUAUAUAGACAUUUGCACAUUUAAAAUUUUCAAAUCAAAUUAACUUUAAACUAAUCUUAAUCGAAUAUAGAAGUCAAUAUUUAUUUUGAUGAAAAAUUUUUUAACAAAUACCAAAGAUUUCUAGAAACACAAGUGGGUGUGAUUUAGAAUAAUCGCCGUUCCACGACAACAGUUGUUUCUGCCUUGGCUGGACUUUUUCAGGUGGGUGUGUAUAGUUACCACAAUACCGUAGGUAUUUCGAUGUUACUGACUCAAUCUUAUCAAGUGGCACAAGUAUCAGUAUAAAAGAUUCGAAAAAAUAAAAUUUUUUGACUCAAUACAUAAUACUAAAAUCUACUAUCAAUAAAAUAGUAGAAUCACCUCAUAAAAGUGGGU